UCUACAUGCAGGCGAAUCAGCCUCAUGAAACUGAAACCAAAGUGCUACAGGCAGCAUACACACACAUCGAACCAUUCAGAGCCGCACAUUUCUGAGUUGGUUUCCGUCAACGUGCGCCCACUACGGAGUUGCAGUGGUCAGUUUCAUGGUUCUGUCUGAAAUUCGUGCACCUCUGGUUCAGAAGUGUCUUCUUCCAUUGCAUUGCUUGAGCAGCGUCUUUAUCCUCCUAAAAUCACCAGAUGCAUUUUGUUGAUCAAGGAUGGAUGUGGCCUCACACAACCGGGGUGCAGGGAAAGAUGCAGGAGAUGCUUUUUCUAAGUUGGCUGAACUGAUGGCUCAGUCAGAGCAAAAGCAAGAUGGUCGCAACCAAAAGUCUCACCAGUCAGGUGUAUCCACUUGUGAAGAGUGCCACCAGGAUUUCCCAGAUUUGGCAGGACUUGUUCGUCACCAACAGAAACUCCAUGUCUUGCGGAAGCCUCACCGCUGCAAGGCGUGUGGCCAAGAGUUUGCGCUCCUUUCUACUCUCCAGUUGCACAAGUGCCUCAGCUCAGGCCCAGUCUGCCAGCUGUGCCAUGGAAAAGCCCAGCGCGGUGCCCCUUGUUCCGCAUGCUCCUCUGAGCUGGCAGACCCCAAGGGCCCACAGGAGCAGUCCCACCUCUACCGCCAUCACCAUGACAACAGCCCCUAUGCAUGUGCUCCCUGCGGUCGUGCUUUCAGCCACAAACAGGAGUUGCUGUACCACCAGCAGGCAGGUGGAUGUCAGCCAGCUCCACUUAGUCCCAAAGCUCUCAAAUCUUCUACUGUGCCAUCUUAUACCCCUGUUCCCACACCAACGCCCUCAUAUGCUUCUCUUCCCCCAUCACCCCCCGGGCCAGGAGCAUGCCUGCUUUGUAGAAGGGUUUUCCGCUCACCUGCAGGACUGGCUAAUCAUCAACGGGUCUGGCAUCCAAGCCAGUGGGCAAAGAAUUCAACUAAACUUCCACAGAAAUCUGCAGGGAAAAUGAAUGGCAAAACGUUGGAGAAAACGGCGGAAUCAGAAUGUAAAAGUGCACCAGACUCUGCAAAGAAAAGCAAUGCGAGCCAGAAGAAGGGCCAGCAGUUCCCCUGCCGCUCCUGUGACCGGGUGUUCUCCCAGACCUCCAUGCUGCACCAGCACAGGAAAGAGGUGCACCGACGAGAGAAGAGACCAUGGCGCGAGCACAGGCCAUCAGCUAAGAGCACCAGGCAGAGGAAGAAAGGCGAAACAUACCCAUGCCUCGUCUGUGGCAAAGUGUUCCUCCAUCACCUGACGCGCUGGGCUCAUCUCCGCACGCACAGCGCCCAGCAGCAGAACCAGAUGCGAAAGGUUGCGCAAGGAGUGAAGCCAUCAAAGAUCACCAAGGAAACAAAGGCAGCUGAAAAGAACCCCACCCGGAAAGCCAAAAAGACUAAGUGCAGCUCCACAGCGAAAGCAGACACAAAAAAACAAAGGCGAAAGCGAGAGAGCCAUGAGGAGGAGGGCGAGUUCCCAUGCCCAUCUUGUCUUGAGGUUUUCAGCUCCCCAGCUGACCUCUGCAAGCACCAAGAGGUUCAUCAGCCGGCAGAAAUAACCAAGAAUUGCAGUGUUUGCAAGGAAGAAAUGACCCCUGUUGAAGGAAGAGCCAAUCUGCCUGAACUAUUAUACCAUUGUGUGCCAUGCAGGCAGGCUUUCUCCACACUGAGCAGCUUCUUGCAGCAUUGCCAGAUGCAUCUCCCCAGUGACAAUGACGAGGAAGGAUGUGAUGGUGAUGACUAAGUUCUUUAAUGCUUUUGUGAAGCCACCCUCUGUGCCGUUCCUGGGCUAGGUCAUGGUGAUGGAACUGAAUACACGAAUAGAGGUGAAGUGAGUUAUUGAUGACUAGAUUGAUAUGAUGACUCUUAGCUAUCACCCGCUAUCACCAGCAAUAAGGGUUGGCAGACUUUUUCAGGUUUGUGGAAAACUAUUUGUGUUGUGUAACUGAUUAUUUUUCCUCCUCCCUCAGUUUACAUUUUCUAUUAGGGUCUAUUUUUGUUUUUUAAAAGACUUACACCUGAGCCUUACAUUGAACCAAACUGUGCUUAAAUGUAUUUUAUUGAUGAUAUAUUGGGGUGAUGUAAAAUAUACUGCAUCAAGUAUAAUCGACACUGUGAUUGUUUUUCAUUCAGAAUUGUACAAAAAGAUGGUACAGGUACAAAAUGGCAGGACAUUAAAAUGAAAUAUCAGACAUUUUUUGUAUUUUGGAUAUGUUUGCUUUGGAAUUAUUUGCUUCAUGUGUGCAUUAUGCAAGGUUCUACUUAACAUAAUAAGGCAUCAAGCUGUGCUGUGUGAAGAUUUCAUGCAAGGAUAACAUAAAAACCUUUGUGGUGGUAUUGAAUGUCUAACAUGGUAAGUCUCAAAAAUAAUGCUUAUAAGAUGAAAGUUCUGUUCAUCCUUUAGUUUAUAUGUGUUUACUUUUUCUAUCAUUUCUUGAAUCAGUUUGUGCCAAACUAUUAUACUUGACAAAAUUUGAUUUUCAUGCAGAGGUCCAGCACUGACAUUGAUUCUUGUAAGAAUUCUGCUUGGAUAGUAGAAAAAUAACUUAUUCUUUAAAGUAACCUUAUUGAAUAAUUUGGCUUCGAAACUGCACAAUCAUUGCUGCUGUGUGUCCCCCACAUUACCCUAAACCAAAAGUGAUUUGUUAUAUUCAGGGAUAUUCAGUCUCAGCAUUGAAAGCACUUGUAUGUUCAUCACUGUCUGUAAAAUGAAUGUUUUGUUUGUGAGUGUACCCCUUCAGCAGAAUGAUUUCAGUAUUCAUCAGCUUAAAUAAAUCAUAUAUGAUCUGGUGACACCAUUACUAAUCAAGUGUCUGGAAAGAUGUUGUCUUGCCUCUGUCCAACUGGGUCGGCAGUCAUUGAAUGUGCU
Molecule: messenger RNA, 2899 nt
Organism: Alosa alosa (allis shad)
Lineage: Eukaryota; Metazoa; Chordata; Actinopteri; Clupeiformes; Clupeidae
Exons: 2
Coding region: 260-1774 (504 amino acids)
Biological process (GO): regulation of transcription by RNA polymerase II
Cellular component (GO): nucleus
Molecular function (GO): RNA polymerase II transcription regulatory region sequence-specific DNA binding; DNA-binding transcription factor activity, RNA polymerase II-specific
Source: RefSeq, a predicted model, not a curated record